AUACAAUGAGGAGACAAAAUGUGUUUCUGCUUUCUUAGCGGUAAUUUUUGGUAGAAAACAAUGGUUUCAGGUUAAGAUGAUUACAAGUUUCUAAUAUUUGGAAUUGAAAACAAUGGUCGCUUCUUUAUUUUGUAGAUAAACAUUUAUAGAAGAGGUGGUAACGGAUUCAUUAGCUUUUGAUUUAGUAGUUAACGAGGCUUAAUAUAUAUAUAUAUGCAGAUCAGGUGUUCGGCUAUAUGUCUGAAUGAGGCUUAUUUGCAAUGACGCUUUUAUGAGGACCCUUUUAUAAACUCAAAAAGACUACAAAUGUUUUUUGGGAAGUAUUAUAUUCCAAAUUUCUACUGAUUUCUUGUUAUGAUGAUAGUUUUCGAUUUCAGGAGAUUUUAGAUGAUCCAAAACGAAGAAAAUCUACACUUAGGCUCCAUUUGUGUCUGUUCUUCUUCUGUUUAGCUGGGUUACAAAUGGCCACAGAGGUCAUUUCUGAAAAUCUCGGUAAGAAAGAUGUGUGCUUGUUGAGAAACCAUCUCCGUAAGAAAGAUGUGUGCUCAGAUUUAGACAGUUGGUGGAUGUAUCCAAUUGAGAAAACACCGAAGAUGAUGAGCCAGUCCCAAGAAUCCAACCAAGAGAACUCAGUGAUUUUGACAUGACACUGAGUAUGUUUGGAGGUGAAUAUCAAAACUGAUCCAGAAGAUUUUAACAUGACGCUGGAGAAGUUUCGGAAACAAUGCAAAGAAAAGAAAAGGAAACUCAGAAGCCACGGAGAUACUGAAACCAUGCACCUCACAAGUUAAAGUUAAGCAAGAGGGCUUGAUUCUUCAAACUGAAGAUGAAGGAUGUGAUCUUGAUGAGCCUCUUGGCAGUUGGAAUACGAAGUUCUCCAAGAGAAGAAAGAAAAAGCAAAUCGUGAUUCUACUUCCUCUCCAUCUGCUGAACAAGCUGAUUUGCCUGCGCUCCAUCAUGUCAAGCCUGGCUUCCUGGGAUGAUAGCUAUUCAGUUCAUGAACCCAUAGUUUUCAUUCCCACUGAUCCUUUACUAGAUUCUAUCAGAGAGCCAGAAUUUACUACAAAUACAGAGUUGGUGGAAGAGAUUAUGCAUGAUUCGUCCAAGGACAGAACAUUGCCUCCAUACUGCAGUGCAGAGCCAAAUUCUCCCGGAAUGGUAGCCAUUGAAGUGCCCGUAACUACGAUGAUGCAUCAGAAGAAUUCAAUUGCCUUGCUGAUAGUAUUGAUCUUGAAAAUCAGGCAAAUGUUUUGCACAGUAGUGUGUCCAGAGAGUAGAUUGAACUGGAGGCUCCACAAAGUUUAGAAUCUGAGACCAUUGGUUGUGUCAAGAUCCUCGCUUCGUCUAAUACAAGCUCGGAGAGUGAAGAAGUUAAAGAGGACGAGGAAAGCGAUGAUGCAAAGCCUUGCUUAGACAAGACCAUAACUGGUAUGGAGAUUGUGAAGAUAGAAGCUUUAGAAGUACUCUCUAACUCAGACAUGACCAUGACUGGUUUGGAGAUUGUGAAGAUAGAAGCUCCAGAGAUACUUUCUAACUUAGACAUGGCAAUAACUGGUCUGUAGAAUUUGAAGAUAGAAGCUCCAGAGAAAAGUUGCUACUGAUUACUCAGGUUUACUCGCCAUGGAGAAUACCGAGAUUGUGUGUGGAGAUGAAGACAUUGCUAAGGAUGAGCUUCCUGAUGCAGCUGAUACUCUCCAGCUGACCAGCUGCUGCAAUUCACUGGAUCCUGUUACUGACGACGGCACAAUUUCAUUUGAAGAAGGUCAUAGGCCAGAAAAAUUACAACAAUCUUCAUCCUCAGAGAACAGGAGACCAGUCAAUCACAAAUCUUUCAGGCACCUGAAGAGGUUAAAACAGCUGAAGAGACUGACAGUGUCGAGCAACAAGAGCUACACUCUCAACCUGAAAAACUACUCUCAGGUUGUUGAUAUGACUAAAGAUUGUAUCAACGGAAUCAUUCUCGUGGACAACAAGAGAUCAGAAAGAAGCAUUCAUGAACUUGAGGCUACCUGA
Messenger RNA from Thlaspi arvense, 2013 nucleotides. The record is from the annotation of a GenBank genome assembly. NCBI's taxonomy places the organism in Eukaryota, Viridiplantae, Streptophyta, Magnoliopsida, Brassicales, Brassicaceae.